AUGGAGUUUGUAGCAUUAUCAUCACAAAUUCUUUUUGUACUCAUUUCAAUUAUAUUAGCUAUAUGUCUUUGCUUGCUCGUAACACUAAUAUAUUUUUGGUGGAUUUUACCAAACCACAAGCUUGUAAAACUUAAGAAAUGUGGAUUUGAUGGGCCAACCCCAAGUUUUCCAUUUGGAAACAUCAAAGAAAUGAAAAGGAAUUCUUCUUUUUCUUCUUCACUUGAUAUCACUCAUAACAUUCACUCUAUCGUUUCUCCUUAUUAUUAUUCUUGGCAAAAAUCUUAUGGAAAGGUUUUCAUUUAUUGGUUGGGGACAGAGCCGUUUUUAUAUAUUGCAGAUCCUGAAUUCUUGAAGAUAAUGUCUUCAAAGGUUGUGGCUAAGAAAUGGGGAAAACCAAGUGUUUUUAGAAAAGAUAGAGAACCAAUGUUUGGAAAUGGUUUGGUGAUGGCUGAAGGCACUACAUGGGUACAUCAUAGACAUGUUAUAGGCCCAACAUUUACUCCACUUAAUCUUAAGACAAUGGCAAGCAUGAUGGUUGAUGCCACCAAGAAAAUGAUAAAAAGGUGGAAUUCCCAAAUUAACUCCGGCCACCUUGAAAUCGACAUCGAAAGAGAGAUUGUCGCAACUGCCGGAGAGAUUAUAGCAAAAGCAAGCUUUGGAAUGGGAGAUGAAAAUGGAAAAUUAGUCUUUAAUCAACUAAGGACUUUGCAAAUGACCCUUUUUAAGACCAAUGGAUAUGUGGGAGUUCCAUUUGAAAAAUUCUUAAAUUUCAAGAAAACAUUAGAAGCCAAGAAUAUUGGUAAAAAAGUUGACGAGCUCAUGUUAUCCAUCAUAGAAGAUAGGAUGAAUUCAAAUGAUAAGAAACAACAUGAACAAGAUUUGUUGGGUCAUUUGUUGAAAGAAACUCAUGAGAUUGAUGGAAAAUUGAACAAGGCAUUAACAAAAAAGGAGUUAGUUGAUGAGUGCAAGACUUUUUUCUUUGGUGGGUAUGAGACAACAUCACUUUCAAUCACAUGGACUUUGCUACUUCUAGCUUUGCAUCAAGAUUGGCAAAACCAAUUGAGAGAUGAAAUUAAACAAGUGAUUGGUAAUAUUGAAAAACUUGACAUCAACUUACUUGCUGAUUUAAAGAAAAUGAAAUGGGCGAUGAGUGAAGCACUUAGACUUUACCCACCAUCUCCAAAUGUUCAAAGGCAAACUAUGGAGGACAUUCAAGUGGACAAUUUAAAGGUGCCUAGAGGAACCAAUAUUUGGAUUGAUGUUGUAGCAAUGCACCAUGAUGUUACAAUAUGGGGGAAUGAUGCCAAUAAGUUUAAACCAGAGAGGUUUAUGAAUGAUGCAAAUGGGGAAUCCAAGCACAAAAUGGGGUAUUUGCCUUUUGGCUUUGGAGGAAGAUCAUGUGUUGGUAGGAACUUGACUUUCAUGGAGUAUAAGAUAGUAUUAACACUACUUCUCUCUAAGUUUAGGUUUAAAGUCUCCCCUAGUUAUCACCAUUCUCCUACUAUCAUGUUGUCUCUUAGACCCAAUCAUGGACUUCCUCUCAUAGUUCAACCAUUAUAG
Lathyrus sativus (Indian pea) is the source of this 1560-nucleotide messenger RNA. NCBI's taxonomy places the organism in Eukaryota, Viridiplantae, Streptophyta, Magnoliopsida, Fabales, Fabaceae. The record is from the annotation of a GenBank genome assembly.